Siniperca chuatsi (mandarin fish) is the source of this 1962-nucleotide messenger RNA. RefSeq names its product probable glutamate receptor. The record is from RefSeq and is a predicted model, not a curated record. Gene Ontology annotation, biological process: synaptic transmission, glutamatergic; monoatomic ion transport; modulation of chemical synaptic transmission. NCBI's taxonomy places the organism in Eukaryota, Metazoa, Chordata, Actinopteri, Centrarchiformes, Sinipercidae. The transcript has 10 exons. Gene Ontology annotation, cellular component: plasma membrane; dendritic spine; AMPA glutamate receptor complex. Bases 169 to 1554 code for a protein of 461 amino acids. Gene Ontology annotation, molecular function: AMPA glutamate receptor activity; transmitter-gated monoatomic ion channel activity involved in regulation of postsynaptic membrane potential.
CUCCUCCCUCCCUGUGCUCCCCCAUAUAAACCCCCACUACGUUGUUCUGCACACAACCCUUCCCACGCCCCACUUGCAAGACUUGUUGUGAAUUUCUUACACAUUUUCCUGGAGUCGUCCUUCGCACAUAAGUCAAGGUUUUUGAUUCACACUGAGGCUCGUGGCAACAUGAAAGGCUGCGUGGCUUUUGUCUUCUGUGUGGCAGCGCUGACUGCAUGGCUAAUCACUGCAGAUGCCAAGGAGUUAUCCAUCACCACUAUAAAGCAAGAACCGUACACCAUGAGCAAAGGCUCGGAGCUGGAGGGCUACUGCAUCGAUAUGAUCUCUGAGCUGUCCAAGAAGCUGGGCUUCAAGUACAAACUGCACCUGGUGAAGGACAACCACUACGGAGUCAUGGACUCCAGCGGCAACUGGAAAGGCAUGAUUGGUGAGAUCAUCAGAGGGGAGGCUGACCUGGCCGUGGCCCCGCUCACCGUCACUGCACUCAGAGAGCAGUUUGUGGACAUGACCACCCCCUUCAUGCAAACAGGAAUCGGCUUCAUCAUGCACAAAGACUCGGCCACCGAGGACAGCGCCUUCAGCCUGCUGUCACCCUUCUCCACCGACAUGUGGGUGGGUGUCCUCAUCGCAUUCCUGCUAACAGGCCUCUGCAUAUUCCUGGUGGGCAGGAUCAGUCCCACCGAAUGGGCCGAGCCAGACACAGAGGAGCACAGCUUCACGCUGCUGCACAGCUUCUGGUACAUCACAGGAGCCCUUGCCCUGCAAGGUGCCGGGCCUCACCCUAAGGCCGUGUCUGGGCGGCUCGUCAGCGCCAUCUGGUGGCUGUUCGCUGUGGUGCUGCUGGCCUGCUACUUCGGCAACUUCAGCUCCGUGCUGCACUCCGCCGGCAGACACGUGUCCAUCAGGAGCUUUGAAGACCUCGCUAACCAGGAUGUGGUGGAUUACGGUACUAUCGACACCGGAUCCACCAUGCUUUUCUUUAAGAAUUCCAACAACCCGGUGCACCGGCGGAUCUACCAGCACAUGGAGCGUAAGAAGAGCUUCGUGUCCAGCAUGGAGGAAGGGGUCCGCCGCGCCCAGGAGGGGAACUUUGCCUUCAUCGGUGAAGCCGUGUCCUUGGACUUGGCAGUGGCCCGCUACUGUAAAUUGACCCGUUCCCAGGAAGUCAUCGCUAUGAGAGCCUACAGCAUCGCAGCACCUUUGGGUUCCCCGCUGGUCAAAAACCUAACCAUAGCCAUCCUCCAGCUCAGUGAGUCCGGUGAGCUGACGUACCUGCGGGACAAGUGGUGGGCCAGCAGCUGCGGGGGUGCCGACAGGGCCCACACCUCCGAGGCCCUGCAGCCCCACGACCUGCGGGGCCUCUUCCUCUUCCUGGGCCUGGGGCUGUGUGUGGGGCUCCUGCUGGCCCUGCUGGAGCUCUUAUCCAGGGCCCGCAACCAAGCUAAGGAUGGCAAGAAAUCGUGCUGCUCGGUGUUGACAUCAGAGCUGAACUGGCGAUUUGGCAGCGGACGGGAGGGCGCGGAGCAAGACAGCUCAGACAAAAGCAAAGCCUAAAGGAAAAAUUUACAUGUUAGCUUUUGAUACAAUAGUGUCAGAGAUGAGAAUAAGCUGAGAGCCUCUGUCCUGUUCCAUAAAACACACUUUCUGUGUUUCCGUAGCAACAGCCGUGUGUUGUGUGGUCGUUCAGUGUGUUUUGAACUCUUCCAGAAAAGCUUGGUGACCACAUGGAACGCAUCAACUAGCAGCUACAGCGUAUUAAGUAACAAACCAAGGGUCUUAGAGCAUCAAACUGCAAAUACUAAUCACUCUGAUUUGUUCACUGUUCAGUGUUGUUGCAUCAUGUUAUCAGAUAUCCACAUACCACCCCCUACUAACUUACGUACAUGUCUUCUUGAACUGUAAUAGUUUUAUAACAGUUUCUAUUUGCUUGUAUAUUCCAAAUAAAUUCCCCAAUAUCCCAAA